This is a messenger RNA of Eurytemora carolleeae, 665 nucleotides long. RefSeq lists its product as uncharacterized. Bases 9 to 497 code for a protein of 162 amino acids. The transcript has 4 exons. NCBI's taxonomy places the organism in Eukaryota, Metazoa, Arthropoda, Copepoda, Calanoida, Temoridae. The record is from RefSeq and is a predicted model, not a curated record.
UUAAGUUUAUGGGACAGGAGGAGAAUACAGAGCUAAGGGAUAAACUAGAGAAUCUAGAAGAUGAUAUUCAAGAUCAGGAGAUUCGUAAAAAUGUGGCUGAUGAGAAACUCCAACUGCUGAACAAACUGCUUCAGGGGAUCAAGAAAGGGCUGGAAAAUCUCACAAAUAAACUAUAUGUUGGAGAAAUAGCCAACCCCCCUGCCUGCAAGAGCAGCAUGGAGCAGAUGGGAUUGGUUGAGGAGAAGGUGCAGGUCCUGAUGGGUAGACUGGUCGGGAUCAUACUGUGGGAGAAGAAGGCGGAGAUGGAGGAUAAUCAGUUUACUCCUCAGGGUCUAGGAUUUAAACCUGAUGGACUAGUAGAGGAGGAGGAGAGGAAGAAGGAUGAGGAUUCAGGACCUGAGGAUGAAGAGGUUCCAACCCGAGGAUAUCUGAAGAGACAAAGCAAUCUCAUCCUCGACGCUAAAAGUAGGAGUAAGAAAGGAGGAAAGAGAAGAUAAGAAGAAACAAUAAAAAUAAACAAAGUAGAACCUCAAAAAUAGACUCCGCUGCUCCCCAGUAAAAUAAAACUUUCUUUCUGAACAUUAUUUUUGCUAAUUAGUUCUAUAAACAUUUUCCACAAAAUUAGUAAAGGCUAAACUUAUUCAAAAUAUAUUUCAUAUAAAAAG